AUGGCGCGCCUCACUCCAUUCCGAGCAACGGCCACCCCCACCGCCGUGGGCGAGGUCCCCUCGGGAGAGUGGCGGGCGCGCUCUGUAGAUCGCCCAGGGACGCCCCCCAACCCACCCAAGUGGUCCCCACCCUGUUUUCCUCGCUCGGGCCGGGCGGCCCUGCGCGCGCCGCCGCCGCGCGUCCCCCGGUGUCCUGGCCCGCGCCCCCCAGGGGAGACGAUGAAUGGGGCUCCCCUCCCCCAUGAGGGGGGGUCCCCGCGGCCGCGCAGGUUCGUCCGGCCAGCCCCGGGCCCGGCAGACAAAAGCAGCACCGGGGAGACCAAUGGAGCGCUCCCCACCCCCACCCCCCUCGCCAAAACUUACCGGUCACCUCCCCCCUCCCCAAAACAAAGAAGCUUCCCCUUCCCCCCACCCCGCUCCAGUCUCCGCCCGCCACCCCCAACCCCCGACGCGCCGGCACUUUGGGGGAGCGGCCCCAUCGGGGUAUUGUUCAGCCUGCAGGGAGCGCGCGCAGCACCCCAGCCCGAGCCCCCGGGGGACACUUGGGGAGGCUGGGCACCCCCUUUCCACUGCACCCCCGCCCCCUACCGGAGACGGGGGUCCCCGGGCGGCCGGGCGGCCGGCGUGACCCCUCAGAGGGCGGGAAUGAGCUGGGCCCGGGCCUCCCCCCAAGCCCAAGCAAGAGAAGUUUCCGCAGCGCGCCCGGCCCGGGCCGAGCCCCGCGCGCGCACUCACCUCGCCCCGAGCCGCGCAACUUGUGUCCGGCGCCGCCGCUCCGAGCCUGCGCCCCGCCGGCCGCCGCCGCCGCCGAGCCCGGGCCGCGCCGCGGCCGCCGAGGGCCCGGCGCCCGGAGCCGCCGCGCGCCGCCCCCCCCGGGCCGCCCCCGCCCCGCGCCCGCGCCCCCCGCCGCCGCCGAGUCCCCGAGACGCGCGGGCGCUGGAAAGUUUCGGGUGCCGAAUGGCGGCGAGGGCGCUGCGGCGGCGGCGGCGGCGGCGGGGCGGGGGCGCGGGCGGCUCCUCGCUCCCGAGCGCGGAGGACGGGGCGGGCGGGGGUGGGGGGGAAACGGCGGCGGCGGGAGAGGGCGGGACGCGGGAGGGACCGGCGCGGCCAGUGACCUCCGCUGGGGAGCGGCCGCCGGAACGCCGACCCCGGCCGGGAGGACGGCCCCGGGCGCCGCCCCCAGCCUGCGCCCGCCCCACCGCCGCCGGGGGAGGGGAGCCCGGGGCCCCUGCGCGCUCCCCCACCCGGGACCCCCCAUCGCCCUCCCCCAUCACCCCCCUACGGCCCCCAGUGUGCGCCCUCCCCCACCGCCCGGGGCCCCUGCACUCUCCCCCACCUGGGCCCCCCCAUCGCCCUCCCCCACGCCCAAAGAGGCCUAGUCCCAGGCCAGCCCCUCCCCCACGGCCCCCAGCCUGCCCCCUCCCCUACCGCCCGGGGAGGGGAGCUCGGGUCCCCAGCACCCUCCCCCACGCCCAAAGGGGCCGCGUCCCAGGCCAGCCCCUCCCCCAUGGCCCCAAGCCUGCCCCCUCCCCCACCGCCCGGGGAAGGGGAGCCCGGGUCCCCUCCCCAUCACCCUCCCCCAAGACCAAAGGGGCCGCGUCCCAGUCCAGCUCCCCUCCCCCCUGGCCCCCAGCCUGCCCUUUCCCCCACCGCCGGGAAAGGGGAGCCCGGGUCCCCUGCCCCCUCCCCCACUCCCAAAGGGGCCGCGUCCCAGGCCAGCCCCUCCCCCACGGAGGAUAG
This is a messenger RNA of Cervus elaphus (red deer), 1740 nucleotides long. RefSeq names its product basic proline-rich protein-like. The record is from RefSeq and is a predicted model, not a curated record. Lineage: Eukaryota; Metazoa; Chordata; Mammalia; Artiodactyla; Cervidae. The transcript is spliced from 3 exons. Bases 1 to 1740 code for a protein of 579 amino acids.